AUUUCUGGCUCCUCAGCAAGUGGGACUGCCAUGGAGGACACCCUCACCUGCAGCCAUGCCACCUUCUCCCAGGUGUUUGGACGCCAGGGGCAGCUCAUGCAAGCCACUGUCCAGUCUCUCAACAGCCUGAACGACCAGAUCGCUCAGUUCAUGGUGACCCGACCCUGCAGUCUGGUUGAUGAGGAGGAGGCCUUCAUCCCUGGAGAGAGGGACACCCUCAGGAAGUCCAUGACCCUGAUGAGACACCUGCUAAUGGAUGCUCAGGGGAAAAUCCUUAAAAUGAUGGAAGACAACAAGCAGCUGGCACAGAGGAUCGAUGGGGCCAUCCAGUCAGCGAGUCAGGAAGUGACCAACCUCCGAUCCGAGCUCUCCGCGACCAGCCGCAAACUGGCAGAGCUGGGCGCCAGCAGCCCCCUGGCGCUGGAGAACCACCUCCAGCACAACCACCACGAUGACAGCCUCCGCUACAGGGAUCCGUCGGUGCAUCACAGGCAGAAGACGGUGGUGACGGACAUGUGCUACCCGACAGAGAUAUCCAGCCUGAUGGACUUUGGCACUGCAGACUGCUCGCUAGGCAAAGCGCUGCUGCGAGAGGAGGUGGUCCAGCUUCAGGAGGAGGUCCACCUGCUGAGGCAAAUGAAGGACAUGUUGAGCAAAGACCUGGAGGAGACGCAGGGCGGCUGCUCCGCCAACCUGCUGUCUGCCACCGAGCUCCGAGCCCAGCUUGGUGACAAGGAGCAGGAGCUGGACCGCGCCAAGGAAGCCUUACAAGCCAUGAAAGCGGACAGGAAGCGGCUAAAAGUGGAAAAAUCAGAGCUGGCGAAUCAGAUGCAGCAGCUGUACACGACGCUGGAGAGCAGAGAGGAGCAGCUGAGGGAGUUCAUACGAAACUACGACCAGCACAGAAAGGAGAGCGAGGAUGCGGUGAAAGUCCUGGCGAAGGAGAAGGAUGUUCUGGAGCGGGAGAAAUGGGACCUGAGGAGGCAAACCAAAGAAUCCACGGAGCAGGCCAACAUGCUGCGCUCUCAGAUAGACAUGAAGGAGAACAGGAUUAAGGAGCUGGAGGCCGAGCUCACCAUGGCCAAGCAGUCUCUGGCCACGCUGACGAAGGACGUCCCCAAGCGUCACUCGCUGGUGGUGCAGCCGGAGCCGCUGGUGAACGGCAGUCAGGAGUGGGUGAUGCAGGCCGACCUGCCACUCACCGCCGCCAUCCGUCAGAGCCAGCAGACGCUCUACCACGGACACAACGCUGACCGGCAGGCUGUGGUCAGGAUCAGCCCCUGCCACACUCGCCAGCCGUCUGUGAUCUCCGACGCCUCAGCAGCUGACGGGGACCGCUCGUCCACGCCCAGUGACAUCAACUCGCCUCGUCAUCGGACGCACUCCCUCUGUAACUCCAUGGAAGACCUAGAAGACCAGAAGCGUAAGAAGAAGAAGGACAAGAUGACUCUGGGAUCUCUGUCACGGGUUUUCACCCGAGGAAAGCAGCGCAAGUCACUGGACCCCGGCUUGUUUGAUGGUACAGCCACCCCUGAUUAUUACAUAGAGGAGGAUGCCGACUGGUGAAGCUGAGUGAGUGUGUGUGUGUGUGUGUGUGUGUGUUACAUGUGAACAUCCCCAUGUUUUAACUGUGUGUGUCUGGAGGAAGGAGAUGGAUGGAAACAGAGACUGCUGUCGCCGUAAAUGUACAGUACACAACCCAAGAAAAAUGUAUGUUUGUAAAUUAAAUAUAUAUAUUUAUAGUUGUACAUGUAUGCAUAUGUAUAUAUGUUUACAUGCAUAUAAAUAUAUAUACAGGGUUAUUACAAUGUGUAGACAUGUUUAUGCUGUAUUAUCUUCUAAAUGUCUUCAUGUUUUAUGUUUUUUUUUAUAAAUAGAGACUUGAAGGACUGCUGUUUAUAUGUACAUAUAGGAGCUAUUGUGAGAAAUAGUGUUUAAAUAUUAAUGUUAUCUGGGUUUUGUUACUCUAUAGUUGCUUUCAUCAUGGUUUGCAGCAUUUAUUUCUCUUUUUUAUUGCCAGUUUUUAAACCUUUUUCCUGCAACACAACAGGAAGCAUUAGAAGAAAGCUGUGGGAGUUUAUGUUGAUCUGCUUUGUGUUCAUUCAUAUUACACUGUGUGCAGCAGGGAAGUUUGAAGAUCUCCUGCAUUUUAUACUGAAAACGAUUAGGGAUGUCCCGAUCGAUCAUUUCAGUUUAGUAUUUAUCAAUACCGAGUGAAACUUGAAGUGACCAACAACCUUUCUCUGUUGCUGCUGUUCCUGUACCGCUGUGAGAUGAGAAACCAAUGUCAACUAGAUGAAAUUUGAGAAAAUUUCAAGAAAAAAUCAUCAAACGUUUCUGAACUCAGACGUCAAAGCAGAAAACAGCUCAGCCCUGGAUUGUGAAAAAACUCAUAGUAUUUAUAGCUUUAUUUUGUCACAUAAUGCCAGACUAAAACCAAUGAGAACCAGUCCCAUACAAGUACAUUUUUCUGAAAAACACCAGUAAUGCAGAGCCCCUCUCAUCAUGUGCAUGUAAAAUCUGUCAGUUCUUCACUCUUUUAGCAUGAAGUAAUGGUUUUUACCAUUUCUGACCAUUUUCUCAAAAACUACUGCUUCUAUAAAUACAAGUUUUUCCAAGUCCCACCAUCUUCACAGAUUUAAAAACUGGAUCAGAGCCGGACUUUUACUCUUCUGGUUUGUUCUGCUUUGCUAUUAAAACCCUCAAAAAAUAACAGAAACAUUGUUAGUGCUUGAUUAGUUAAAGGAAAUCUCUACAUUUAAAAUGACAAAUAUUAACAAAAACAAGAUCAUCGAGUAGCAAAGUACUGGAAACAGUUUUUCACCUCUGACCAUCUUCUGUUUCCACCCUGUUUGACCGAACGUGUCGGCGUCGCCAUCCGUCACUUUCGCUUUACUGUAAUUCCACGACACUUUGAGCUAUCUGAAAAAUUUCAACGGUUUCUGAAAGGGGAGACGUUGCACUUUCCAGCCAAUAUUGGGUUACUACGGUAAUUUCUCUCCCGCCGUAGCAGGGAGCAGGUUUUUCUCCGGCAUAAACUGAUGUGAUAUUCUUUUAAUAGAUGGUAAAUUGUGAAAAUAAUCUGGUUGACAUUGAAAGUUCCAGUUGUUAGGGGCAAUAUGUUUAUUAUUAUAUUAUUAUAUGUAUAUUACUCACAGGACAUUUAAAUUACUGCGUACAAUUAAAAUAAGCAAAAAUAUCCAGGCGGAGAGUUGAAACUUAGACUCAGAGGGCUAAACUGUGUAUGUUGCUACGGCGACCAGAGAGACCCAGAUCAGCCGCUUUCGGAUCCAUUAUUCAGACCGAUCCAGAGCCCGGACUGGGUCACAUCGGGACAUCCCUAAACGUUAUGAAAACCACUGGCAGACCAACAGCCUUUUUAUGGAAAGCACAACUGCAGUGAGUUAAAAACACAAACACAGCGCCAGCUUUCCAAACCAUGUGCAAAAAGUGCCAAAAGUUUAAAACUCAUCACCGUUGGCGUCAUCAUAGCAGCAGCCAUGUAACUCUGUUAAUGUCUCGACUCAUUUCCAGCUAACAUGUGCCAAUCUGAGACAAAGGAAUGUGCUUUAAAUGCAUGCAUGGUCCCUACGUGUUGCUUUGAUUAGAUAUCUGUUCAUUUCCUGUCAAAUUAAGCAACAUGAAAACAUCCCUUCUGUGUUACUUUUCCCGUUCUUUAUACCAAACCUUGCAUUACCUAUGCCUGCACCCUGACUUACUAAGAAUGUUCCUAUUUGUGUUUUAUUUUAUUUUUUGUUCACACCCUCCUCAAGUCCUGAAAAUGUGGCUCUAAUAAACCUGUUAAAAUGCUUUGUAAAUUAAGAUAACAAUACAUGCGCAAAAGAUGAAAUCUAUUGAAGUAUUUUAUUUAAAGAGGGGGGAAAAAAGAGAUAAAGAGAGUUAAUUCCUGAUAUUUAUCUGCCUGCAGCUGUUGCAGUCAAAUGUUGAGGAGCUUUCCAAGUGAAUUAUAACUGAAAUGAAAAUCUUAUUUUAAAAAUAAAACCAGAACGUGAA
This is a messenger RNA of Xiphophorus couchianus (Monterrey platyfish), 4014 nucleotides long. Its product is annotated as kazrin-like. The transcript is spliced from 11 exons. Lineage: Eukaryota; Metazoa; Chordata; Actinopteri; Cyprinodontiformes; Poeciliidae. The record is from RefSeq and is a predicted model, not a curated record. Gene Ontology annotation, molecular function: protein binding. Bases 31 to 1566 code for a protein of 511 amino acids.